AUGGCCACCGAAACCCAUACGGCAGUCGUCCUCGAGGCAGUCGGACAGCCCGUGGUGUUGAAGACCGUCCCUGUCCCGAAAGCCAACCUGGGAUCCGCCGUCAUCAAGGUCCUCGCCACGGCACUCUCCCCAAACACCAAGACUGUGUACGGAGGCCACAUGGGCGUCGGAGCCUUGCGCACGCCCCUCACGCCGGGGUUCGCAUCCAUCGGCCGGGUCCACAGCGUCGGCCCCGACGCGACGUCCCUGAAGCCGGGCCAACUGGUCAUGUACGACUUUUGGACCUCGUCCAGGGACGAUCCGGACGACAGCAUCCUGGCCGGGUACAUGGGCGGCGUCCCCCAGCUCGAGGACACCUGGAACAAGGGCACCCUCGCGGAAUACGCCGAAGUGCCGCUGGAGCGAGUUUGGCCUCUGAACGAGGACCUGCUCUGCAACACCCUGAAGUACAGCCCGGCGGACCUCAGCUACAUCGGCACGGUCUGUGUGCCGCUGGGGGGCCUGCUGGAGAUCGACGUCCGGCCGGGGGACAGCGUGAUCGUCGCCCCCGCCACGGGCACCUUUGGGGGCGCCGCGGUGCCGGCCGCGCUCUCGCUCGGCGCAAAGGUCGUCGCUUGUGGGCGCAACGAGAAGAUGCUGGCCAAGAUGACCGACACCUUCGGGGCCUCGGGCAGGUUCCUCACCGUGAAGCUGUCGGGGGACACGGACCGGGACACGGCGGCGAUCAAGGCGGCGGCCGGGGGCAAGGGCGCGGACAGGUACAUUGACUUUGUGCCACCGCAGGCGGCGGCCUCCAAACACCUCCUGUCGUGCUUGGGCGCCCUGCGGCCCCACGGGCGGGCGGCCCUGAUGGGCCUCGUCUUCAGCAACGUCGAAAUCCCGUACGCCUUUGUCAUGUUGAAGGGCAUCAGGAUCCAGGGCCGCUACAUGUUUGACAGGUGGCAGGGUGAGCAAGCCAUCAAGUUGGUGGAAACCGGGAACCUCGUCCUCGGCGAUCGACCACUGAGCGGGAUGAAGAUGAUCGGGUUCAAGCUUCGAGACAUUCAUCGGGCCAUCGACGCAUCGUCUGAACAACAUGGCUGGGGUAGUAUGGUCGUCGUCGAGCCAUGA
Exophiala oligosperma is the source of this 1110-nucleotide messenger RNA. RefSeq lists its product as uncharacterized. Bases 1 to 1110 code for a protein of 369 amino acids. Gene Ontology annotation, cellular component: mitochondrion. The record is from RefSeq and is a predicted model, not a curated record. Gene Ontology annotation, molecular function: oxidoreductase activity. Lineage: Eukaryota; Fungi; Ascomycota; Eurotiomycetes; Chaetothyriales; Herpotrichiellaceae. The transcript has a single exon.